AUGCUUGUUAAAGAAUUCAUUGUGAAUAUCUCUAAGGAGUGUGAUAACAAGUGGAGUAAGGAGUUUAGAAAGGUUUACGUAAGAGGAAGGUGUGUGGAUUUCUCUCCUGAAAUCAUAAACAGGUUUUUGGGCAGAAGUGAAGAAGAACAAGCUGAAGUGGAAGUUUCUAACAAUGUCAUUUGCACAGAAAUUACUGCAAAGCAAUUAAAGGAAUGGCCUAGAAAAGGGAAGUUGUUAGCAGGUUUCUUGAGUGUGAAGUAUGCAGUACUUCACAGAAUUGGAGCGGCUAAUUGGGUGCCAACUAAUCAUACUUCCAACAUUGCUAUAGGAUUGGGUAAGUUCAUUUAUAUUGUAGGGACCAAAACAAAUUUUGACUUUGAAUCCUAUGUCUUUGAACAAACAAUAAAGCAUACUGCCUUCUUUGUUGUGAAGAUGCCUAUAGCCUUUCCCUCAUUAAUUUCUGGUGUUAUACUGAGUCAACACCCAAGUAUUUUGAUCAGUUUGAAUGGUGCCUGCAAAAGAGAUCUUCCUAUAUCAUUGCAUUAUAGGUUGUUCACUUGGAAACAUGUUCCAGAUAUUGUCAUGACCUUUGGCCAGAAACCUACCAGUUCUACUACUAGGAUAGGAAUCCUUGUUGAACUAAAAGACACCUGUAAAACCUUGGAUGAAACUAUCAAAGUUUAUACUGAAAGGAAGAGCAGGCUUGGGAUCCUGAUAAAGACUUUGUCUAAAGAAGACGCUGAGGGAAAUCUGGAAGGUGAUAAUGCAGGUAAAGAAGAUGCUAAUGAAGAAGGUGUUAAUGCUAGUGAUGAUGAAGAGACAUCCAACAAUGAUGAAGACUGA
Molecule: messenger RNA, 843 nt
Organism: Lathyrus oleraceus (garden pea)
Lineage: Eukaryota; Viridiplantae; Streptophyta; Magnoliopsida; Fabales; Fabaceae
Exons: 1
Coding region: 1-843 (280 amino acids)
Source: RefSeq, a predicted model, not a curated record